Molecule: messenger RNA, 1031 nt
Organism: Oryza brachyantha (malo sina)
Lineage: Eukaryota; Viridiplantae; Streptophyta; Magnoliopsida; Poales; Poaceae
Exons: 3
Coding region: 200-841 (213 amino acids)
Source: RefSeq, a predicted model, not a curated record
CUCUCCUCCCCCACAUUACCCCCGCUCCUUCACCACAUUUAACGCCUUCGCCUCAAAACGGCAGCCGCAUGACCUCCUCCUCUUCACUCCCAAGAACUCGCACCACCACCACCCCGGCGGCGGCGUAGCGGUAAGCUUGAACCGGCGGGCGCAAGAGGAGGCGAGAAAGGGCGGAGGCGGGAGCCCACCGGAGGGAGAGAUGGGCAACUGCCAGGCGGCGGAGGCGGCGGCGGUCGUCAUCCAGCACCCCGGCGGGAAGGUGGAGCGGCUGUACUGGCCCACCACCGCCGCCGACGUCAUGCGGACCAACCCGGGCCACUACGUCGCCCUCGUCAUCCUCCGCAUCUCCGCGGAUAAGGCGGCGGCCGGUGACGCCCCGGCAGCAGCAGCGGCCUCCGCCGGCGCGGGGGGCAAGGACAAACCUGCCGCCGGAGGAGGCGGAGGCGGCGGCGCCAAGAUCACCAGGGUCAAGCUCCUCAAGCCCAAGGACACGCUGCUCCUCGGCCAGGUCUACCGCCUCAUCACCUCGCAAGAGGUGACGAAGGCGCUGCGGGCGAGGAAGAACGAGAAGAUGCGGCGGUGCGAGGCCAUCAGGCAGCAGCACGAGCAGCUCCGGCGCGGCGACCCGCUCGCCGACGUAGCCGAGGAGGAGGAGAGCGCCUGCGACGAUCAGGACGGGAAGAGGGAGACGAAGGACCGGCACCGGAGCACCGGCGCGCCGGCGGCGGUGGGCGGCAGAGGCCGGCACUGGCGGCCGUCGCUGCAGAGCAUCUCCGAGGCCGCCGGCCAGAGCGGCGGCGGCGGCAGCAGCAGCAGCAUCUCUGAAUCCGCCGCAAGCUGAUUCCCUGUUUGUGCUGUACCAUCUGGUUUUCUUUUCUUCUUUUGGUUUCUUGUUUUUAUUUUUCUUUCCUUUUAUUCCUUAGUAUAAAGUGCUUGGAAGUUGGAAUUACCUCCAAAAAAAAAGCAGAAAAAAUUGUAAAUCAGAGUAUUCAGAGCAGGAUCAAUAGGAAGGAAGCUUGUUUCAUCUCUCA